AUGGCCGACUCUGCUUGGAGCGAUGACGCCGAUGUCGCCGACGUGUGCAUCAUAGGCGGCGGAUUGGCCGGUUUGACUGCUCUGGAGCACCUGGCUGUCAAGCACCGCUGCGUUCUGCUGGAAGCCUCCGCUCGCCUAGGAGGCCGCCUUCGCAGCAGAGAUUUCUGUGGCCGGAAGCUGGAAGAAGGAGCCAACUGGGUUCAAGGGCUUGGGAAGAAUCCAAUAUGGACCCGGGCACAAGAGUGCAACCUGCAGGGACACGCGGAGGACGAUGAAGCCGCCACGGUCUGCUUGUUCAGAGGCAGCGAGGGGCCAGUGGAUGUGACGAAGGAGACCGGCGAACGCAUGGAGGUCUUGGAGAGCGCUCAGGAGUCGGUGGAGGACAGCGAGGCCGGCAAGGGUUCACUGCCCGACCUGAGUCUCGCGGAUGCUCUGGAAAAAAGAGGGUGGCCUCCUGCUGCCACAGCCAUAGAUAUGGCCGUGGAGUUCAUGCUCGUCGACUUCGAGUAUGGGGAAAGCCCUGACAAAAUCUCUGUGAAGCACAACGUCCACGAGGAGCACACUCGAACCGAUUUCGGCGGAGCGCUGAAUUCGCUUUCCGUGUUCGUGCGACACACUGGCAGCAUCGAACGUGCUCGCAAGAGACAGCGCAGCUUUUGCAUGAGUCCAUAA
Molecule: messenger RNA, 672 nt
Organism: Symbiodinium sp. CCMP2592
Lineage: Eukaryota; Dinophyceae; Suessiales; Symbiodiniaceae
Source: the annotation of a GenBank genome assembly